Molecule: messenger RNA, 295 nt
Organism: Meloidogyne enterolobii
Lineage: Eukaryota; Metazoa; Nematoda; Chromadorea; Rhabditida; Meloidogynidae
Source: the annotation of a GenBank genome assembly
UGGACUUUCAUCUAUGGACAAGAAAAUAAUUAAUUGGAUUGCAUCAACUCAACAAUCAUUCCUCGUUAUUAAUCAUAUAACUACACACCAUAUUUUUAAUUUUUCAAAUACGCUUUCUAAGCUUCAUGACGAAUCUUAUUAUCGGAAGCAUGCUCUCCCGUCUGCCUACUUACUGGUCAAAAAUAAAAUAAAAAAAGAGUUAGAAGAUUGCCCCAAGCUUUCCUUUACCACCGACAUUUGGUCUAAUGGAAUUGAAUCCUUUAUUAGGUUAUUUUACUUUCAGUUUUUUACUUAA